UAUAAGAGGGCGCUGCGGAGGGGAUUGCAGCAGCCGCAGCUCCGCGCUGAGCCCCACCGCACAGAGCCCUCGGGAGAGCCCGAACCCCCCCGCCGCAGCAUGCGCGAGUGCAUCUCUGUCCAUGUCGGCCAGGCCGGCGUCCAGAUGGGCAACACCUGCUGGGAGCUGUACUGCCUGGAGCAUGGCAUCCAGCCUGAUGGGCAGAUGCCCAGUGACAAAACCAUUGGUGGAGGGGACGACUCCUUCACCACCUUCUUCUGUGAGACCGGGGCUGGGAAGCAUGUCCCACGGGCCAUCUUCGUAGAUCUGGAGCCCACUGUGAUCGAUGAAGUUCGGGGAGGAGUCUACCGCCAGCUCUUCCACCCUGAGCAGCUGAUCACUGGCAAGGAGGAUGCUGCCAACAACUAUGCCCGUGGGCACUACACCAUUGGCAAAGAGAUCAUCGACCAAGUGCUGGACAGGAUCCGGAAGCUGGCUGACCAGUGCACAGGACUCCAGGGCUUUCUUGUGUUUCACAGUUUUGGAGGAGGAACUGGCUCUGGAUUCACCUCCCUGUUGAUGGAGAGACUCUCUGUUGACUAUGGCAAGAAGUCCAAGCUCGAGUUCUCCAUCUACCCUGCACCACAGGUCUCCACUGCUGUAGUGGAGCCCUACAACUCUAUCCUCACCACCCACACCACCCUGGAGCAUUCAGACUGCUUUAUGGUGGAUAAUGAAGCCAUCUAUGACAUCUGUCGCAGGAACCUGGACAUCGAGCGCCCCACAUACACCAACUUGAGACUCAUCAGCCAGAUUGUCUCAUCCAUCACAGCAUCACUGAGGUUGAUUGGGGCCCUGAAUGUUGACCUGACCGAGUUCCAGACCAAUCUGGUGCCCUACCCUCGCAUCCAUUUCCCCCUGGCCACUUACGCCCCUGUCAUCGCAGAGAAGGCUUAUCAUGAGCAGCUGUCAGUGGCUGAGAUCACCAACUCCUGCUUUGAGCCAGCCAACCAGAUGGUGAAGUGUGACCCUCGCCAUGGCAAGUACAUGGCCUGCUGCCUGCUGUACCGUGGGGAUGUGGUGCCCAAGGAUGUCAAUGCUGCCAUCGCUACCAUCAAAACCAAGCGCAGCAUCCUUGUGGACUGGUGCCCCACGGGCUUCAAGGUGGGCAUCAACUACCAGCCACCCACAGUGGUACCAGGGGGGGACCUGGCCAAGGUGCAGCGUGCUGUCUGCAUGCUGAGCAACACCACAGCCAUCGCUGAGGCCUGGGCCCGCCUUGACCACAAAUUUGACCUGAUGUACGCCAAGCGAGCCUUCGUGCACUGGUACGUGGGUGAGGGCAUGGAGGAAGGGGAGUUCUCUGAGGCACGAGAAGACAUGGCUGCUCUGGAGAAGGAUUAUGAGGAAGUGGGCCUGGACUCCUACGAGGAUGAAGAGGAGGGCGAGGAGUAGAGAAGCCCUGGCCAAAGAGGACCGUGCUCCUUCCCCCGCAUUACCUGCAGGGACCCUCUGCAAUAAACCAUUUCAGAGCCUCAGUGUCUCCCAGUACCCGCCCCCCCCCCACCUGUGCUGUGUUGGUUUCUUGCCAGGUCAGGUGUGUGGUGAGUGCUUCAGCUCUGCUGCUGGUGCUGCUAUGCUUCCUCCCAGUGCUUUGUUCCAGCUUUCUCCCCAAAUAGGUAAGAGCCCCAUGGCACACAGCCCACCCCUCUUGCUGCUCUAUCCAGAGGUGGUUAUCUCUUCUUCAGGUGGUUUAUAGUCCCAUGGUAUAUGCCCCCACAUUGUACCCUGGAGCCCAGGGCAGCAGACUUAGCCCAAGCAGUGAAAGAUCUGCAGCUAUUGGGACUUCUCCCCAUGUGCAGGGUGAGGGUGGGUAGCCUCAUCUGGAAGGAGUGUGGUUGAAGGAGUAGGAGCAGCCUGGCACCCCUGUCCCUGUGGCCACAGCACAGGGCAAGGAGCAGGCCCAGCUCUGUGGUGCAGCAGGUGCACCCCACAAGGGCAUCCAGCAUGGCAUAAAACCCCUUUGCUGCUUUACUGCUGUGUUGUGGUGAGAGGAUUAAAGGAGGGGAAUGAUCCCUGUGAAACUG
Messenger RNA from Calypte anna (Anna's hummingbird), 2066 nucleotides. Its product is annotated as tubulin alpha-5 chain-like. Gene Ontology annotation, biological process: microtubule cytoskeleton organization; mitotic cell cycle. Gene Ontology annotation, cellular component: cytoplasm; microtubule. The record is from RefSeq and is a predicted model, not a curated record. Lineage: Eukaryota; Metazoa; Chordata; Aves; Apodiformes; Trochilidae. Gene Ontology annotation, molecular function: structural constituent of cytoskeleton; GTP binding.